Molecule: messenger RNA, 2123 nt
Organism: Astyanax mexicanus (Mexican tetra)
Lineage: Eukaryota; Metazoa; Chordata; Actinopteri; Characiformes; Acestrorhamphidae
Gene: wrnip1
Product: WRN helicase interacting protein 1
Exons: 7
Coding region: 29-1837 (602 amino acids)
Biological process (GO): DNA-templated DNA replication; regulation of DNA repair; DNA repair
Cellular component (GO): nucleus
Molecular function (GO): single-stranded DNA helicase activity; DNA binding; enzyme activator activity
Source: RefSeq, a predicted model, not a curated record
CAAGCGGGCGGGCUGCGCGAGCGGAGAUAUGGCGGGAGUCGUGGAGGCAGAGUGUGUGAAGUGCCCGGUGUGUGGGGGGGAUUUCGAGCCCGCCAGCAUUAACGCCCACCUGGACGAGUGUCUGCUGGACCACCAGGCGGAGAGCGGCGGGGACCGGGGCGGCGAGAGUGAGCCGCCGGCUAAGAAAGUGCGGGUUAACGGGGAGUCUGGAGGAGCUGGAGUGAAGCCUGAGCGACCUGCUGCUGCUGCUGCUGCUGCUAGCGGGGGUGGUACUGCGGGUGUUUCAGGUGGUACUAGUACUAGUACUAGUACCAGUACUGGCGGUGGUCCUGGAGUGUUUUCACUCUUUCAGAACAAACCGAAAGUGACUGAAAAGUUGGAGAAAAGUUCUUCCUCCACUUCUUCAUACUCCUCCUCAUCUUCCUCCUCCUCCUCCUCCUCCUUCAUCUCCUCCUCCUUCAGCAAUACUACUGCUACUGCUCCCAAUCCAGGCAUGAAGUGGGAGUCCCUGCUGAACAUAGACAAACCCCUGGCUGAGAAGCUGAGGCCCAGCUCUCUGGAAGAAUACUUUGGGCAGAAUAAAGUGGUGGGAGAGCAGACCCUGAUGAGAUCUCUGCUCCAGUCCCAGGAGAUCCCAUCCCUCAUCUUCUGGGGACCUCCAGGAUGUGGCAAGACAACCCUGGCCCACAUCAUUGCCAGUUCCAGUAAAAAGAAGGGUUCAACGCGGUUCGUGACUCUUUCUGCCACCAGCGCUUCCACCAGCGAUGUUCGAGAGUUCAUUAAACAGGCCCAGAACGAGCUUCGCCUCUGCAAGAGGAAAACCAUCCUGUUCAUUGACGAGAUACAUCGCUUUAAUAAAUCUCAACAGGACACGUUUCUGCCUCACGUGGAGUGUGGGACGAUCACGCUGAUCGGGGCCACCACGGAGAACCCCUCGUUCCAGGUGAACAGCGCCCUGCUGAGCCGCUGCAGAGUGCUGGUGCUGGAGAAGCUGUCGGUGGAGGCGAUGGGCUCGAUCCUGCUGCGGGCCGUGGACUCGCUGGGGUUGGGUGUUCUGCCGGAUGAUGCUUCAGAGAGGAAGCGCUUAAUGUCUGCAGAACAGCGAUGCUCAGUGUCUCAGGUGUGGAUUGAGCAGAAAGCUCUGGACACCAUCGCUCACCUGUGUGAUGGAGACGCUCGAGCCGGGCUCAACGGACUGCAGCUGGCCGUGCAGGCGUGUGUGGCCAAGGCCCGCAGUACCAACACACCCCCCCCUCGACACAUCCUGGUCCAAGAGGAGCACAUCAAGGAGGGCCUGCAGAGAUCACAUAUACUCUACGACAAAGCAGGUGAGGAACACUACAACUGUAUAUCAGCCCUGCACAAGUCCAUGAGGGGAUCAGAUGAGAAUGCUUCCCUCUACUGGCUGGGACGGAUGUUGGAAGGAGGUGAAGACCCGCUGUACGUGGCCCGCAGGCUGGUCCGAUUCGCUAGUGAGGAUGUUGGUUUGGCUGAUCCAGCAGCUCUUCCUCAGGCAGUGUCGGCCUUCCAGGCCUGCCACUUUAUAGGCAUGCCAGAGUGUGAGGUGAUUUUAGCCCAGUGUGCGGUCUACCUGUCCCGAGCUCCAAAGUCUAUAGAGAUCUAUACAGCCUAUAACAAUGUUAAAGCCUGUCUGAGGAACCACAAAGGACCCUUACCUUCAGUUCCCCUUCACCUUCGCAAUGCCCCUACCAAGCUAAUGAAGGAGCUAGGCUACGCUAAAGGCUACAAAUACAACCCAAAGUUCAAUGGGCCAGUGGACCAGGAAUACCUCCCUGAGGAACUCCGUGGGACCAACUUCUUUACCUGGAAACGCUGAUGAUGAUGUUUGACCUCUCCCACCCUUUAUAAGUGGUGGUAAAAAUGCUGAGAGAAAUGCUUUUACUGUUUUGCCACUGCUCAUAAAUUUUGUAAUCCAAAAUAUCAGCACUUAUAAUGACGUCAGCCUUUAUGAAUCUUUUGAAUCUGUCACCAGUUUGUCUUUGUCUACAAUCCGAUGCAGUUUACUUGUUUCAGGACAUGUUGGCAAAUCUUCUUCUGUAAUUAAUCUUCUUCUGUAAAUGUUUUGUAAAAAAAUAGUAAUUAAAAAUAUAUUCUAAUUUGUU